AAUCCUAAUAUAAAUCAAGCAAUAGUCGUUUUAAAGAAAAGGAUGGAGCUCUCACGAAAUUUCAUCGUUUGUAAUUUAAAACACUUCCUCCUGAGUUCAACUAAAAAAUCAUAUGUGCAACAAACAAGAUACAUUAGAUUAGCCGAAGUUGGAAAACUCGAAACUCCCAAGUUGCAAGGAAAAUAUGAAACGGGUCAGUUGAUCUUACAUAGAGUUUUUGGUUACCGGGGAGUAAUUUUAUUUCCAUGGCUAGCAAGAGUAUACGAUAGGGAUAUACCAAAUAAAAAAGAAGAAAACAGCGAUAGUAACUUUAACAGUGUGGGUAAAGAAGUAAAAGGAAGGACACACACAUUUUAUCAGGUUCUAAUAGAUCAAAGAGAUUGUCCGUACAUACGUGCUCAAACAGAAGCAGUCACAUUUUUGGGUAAUCACGAGAGUAGCCGCAGUCUAUAUGCAAUACCAGGCCUAGAUUAUGUUGCCCAUGAAGAUAUUUUGCCAUAUACUACAAAUGAGAAAACUGCAUUGCAACAUGAACUUUUUGAUAAGUUUUUAACUUAUGAUUCAAACAGAGAUCCAUGUUUUAUUGCACAAGAGACAUUGAAAGCAUGGCAAAAAAAGAACCAUCCAUGGUUAGAAUUGUCCGAUGUUCAUAAAGAAACAACAGAAAAUAUACGUAUUACUGUGAUACCAUUUUAUAUGGGUUGUAGAGAAAAUCAAACUACAUCCGUUUAUUGGUGGCGAUAUUGCAUUCGUUUGGAAAAUUUAGGAGAUUUGAGUGUACAAUUAAGAGAAAGGCAUUGGAGAAUAUUUAGUCUUUCAGGUACAUUAGAAACUGUCAGAGGAAGAGGAGUUGUAGGGCAAGAGCCUGUACUAUCUAAAACCUUGCCCGCAUUUCAAUAUAGUAGUCAUGUUAGUUUGCAAGCUCCAAGUGGUCAUAUGUGGGGAACAUUUAGGAUGGAGAGAGAAGAUGGAUAUGCAUUCGAUUGUAGAAUACCACCUUUUUCUUUAGAAUCGAAAACAGAAGAGACCCCCAUACCAGAUGUGGAAUCAUGAUAUUUUUAUGAAACAAUUUAGAAACAUUCAACAAGAUCCUUUAUACUUUCUGUUUUUUAGCAAAGACUUUGUACACUCUGCGAUAUAACAGCUGUCUAAAUCGAGAAUUACUUAAUUAUACAUCUCUUAUUCUUUUUAGUUUCA
Vespa mandarinia (Asian giant hornet) is the source of this 1197-nucleotide messenger RNA. It is a transcript of the gene POLDIP2, whose product is annotated as DNA polymerase delta interacting protein 2. Gene Ontology annotation, biological process: error-free translesion synthesis. Gene Ontology annotation, cellular component: nucleus; mitochondrial nucleoid. Lineage: Eukaryota; Metazoa; Arthropoda; Insecta; Hymenoptera; Vespidae. Gene Ontology annotation, molecular function: DNA binding. The record is from RefSeq and is a predicted model, not a curated record.